Molecule: messenger RNA, 6257 nt
Organism: Pelmatolapia mariae (spotted tilapia)
Lineage: Eukaryota; Metazoa; Chordata; Actinopteri; Cichliformes; Cichlidae
Gene: rnf217
Product: ring finger protein 217
Exons: 7
Coding region: 158-1873 (571 amino acids)
Biological process (GO): protein polyubiquitination; ubiquitin-dependent protein catabolic process; positive regulation of proteasomal ubiquitin-dependent protein catabolic process
Cellular component (GO): ubiquitin ligase complex; cytoplasm
Molecular function (GO): ubiquitin conjugating enzyme binding; zinc ion binding; ubiquitin protein ligase activity
Source: RefSeq, a predicted model, not a curated record
UAGGCUUUCCAUCGGCCUAUCGCUGCUCUCCUGCACGCUUACGACGACACCCGGAAGCAACGACCUGCCUGCUUUGUUUUGUUUUGGUAGUGGGAGUUGGGUGAGAGGCAGACAGACGAGCAGGCGGCGGUACGCACGGGAGAGAGCCGCUCUCUAAAUGGGGAGAGCUAAAUCGGGAAUGGAAAAUGACGGCCCGAUAGCUGACGCCUGUAAAAUGCCGAGUUUCAUCAGCGGCAUCGAGGAGGGGAGGGUGAAAUUGUCCCGCAACCUGCCGACACAAACUUCCCUCACGGACGGUAAAGUUGAGCGGACGCUCGGAGAUUUGAGCCGACGUGUCACCAGGUCAAACUCUCGGCUAUCGCUGGACGAAAGCGACAGGGACCCGGGGGGGAAGGAUGCGGAGGGCAACAACAACAACAACUGCAACGGCGGAGGGAGAGCGAGGAGGAGGGCGAGCGCUGUCGACAUCCUGAGGAAGAAUUUCGGGGAUUCAAAAUCUCCCUCUUUCCGUCUAAACGGAGGCAGUCGGAUGCAGUGCGGAGCCGAGCUUGAAAACCACGAAGGAAGCGUUAACGACACUCAAGAUUAUGUACCUGAUUGUAGCGGGUCUACAAAGUCGGACGUAGAAACGGGCGAAGCCGAGGUGGAAAACGAACCAACCUCGAGCGAGUUACCGAGUUUGGGUGUUCGGGCAGUUGAAUUGUUAACCGUUACAGGUCAGCGCCAUCAUACGUGUGACAACAGCGGCAGCACGGCCACUCCGGAGGGGUCUGUCAGUGCCAAAGAGCACGUCUACUGCACCGUUUACUGCAUUGCCAACGACAGCCAUGGAAAAGACGCCGAAAUCACGGACCGCUCCGAUGACACGGUCGCACCAGACGCGUCAGAACGGGACUUGGAGACUGGGCAGGAUGCGGGUUCGAGUCUCGAGCCGCAACCGUACACAGUGGACGACCUGGUGGAUCCUUUCGGGGACUUGUCCCACCGGCUGUCCGCGGAGCAGGCCGGCGCCGAGGGUGCGAUGCAGAGUUGCCGGGUGUGCAUGGAAGAGAAAACCAUCGCACCCCUGCCCUGCUGCAGGAAGGCCGUGUGUGACGAGUGUCUGAAACUCUACGUCAGCUCCCAGGUGCGAGUGGGGAAAGCUCUUAUCAGCUGUCCGAUCACGGAGUGUAGUGGCAACCUGGAGGAAGGACUGGUGAUUUCCCAUUUGACCAAAGAGGAGGUGGCAAAAUAUCGUUACUUCUUGGAGCUGAGUCAGCUGGAUUCGAGCACAAAGCCCUGCCCCCAGUGCAGUCAGUUCACUUCUCUCAAGACGCACACCCCCAACCGCUCCGAGCACAAGUAUAAAAUCCAGUGUAGCAAUUGCCAGUUUGUGUGGUGCUUUAAAUGCCACGCACCUUGGCACGACGGGCUCAAAUGCCGCGACUACAGGAAAGGAGACAAGCUGCUACGUACCUGGGCGAGCGUCAUUGAGCACGGACAGAGAAACGCCCAGAAAUGCCCCAAGUGCAAGAUUCAUAUUCAGCGUACGGAGGGAUGCGAUCAUAUGACCUGUGUGCAGUGCAACACCAACUUCUGUUACCGCUGCGGAGAGCGCUACAGACACCUGAGCAGAUUUUUUGGGGACCACACAUCCAACCUCAGUGUGUUUGGCUGCAAGUAUCGCUAUCUCCCCGAUAAACCUCAUCUGAGACGGCUAAUUAGAGGCUCUGUCUGUGCCUCUAAGGUGCUGAUAGCUCCUGUGGUCAUUCUGCUGGUCGUGGUGCUCGGAGCUCUCGCGCUGGUGAUAGGGUUGGUUGUUUUCCCGAUUUAUUACGUGUGCAAGAAGAGGAAGAAGCAGCAGCGCACCAGAGGCUCCGGACGAUGGAUCUGAAGCUCGUCCUUCUUUCCAUGCAGACCUCACACACACACACACACACACACACACACACACACACACACACACACACGGCUUGGAAAGACAACACCCGCACCUCCUCAGGGACAGACCUGCCAGCCUGAGUCAUCACAAAACUCUUGAGAUGAGCAACACAAACUAAACACUGGCAGUUAGGAAGGACCUCAGGUGGAAUGAUGCAUCUAAAUCUAUAACGUGAGGCCUGCAUGAAUGCACAUCUUUACAUCUGGAUUAUAGCUCUCAAGUGGGACUACUGCAAAAUGAAUGCUGUAUCAGGAUGCUGGAUAUUUACGCAGAAGAGUAAUUUAAAAACAAAAAGUUAAAAAACAAAAAAAGGAACCCACCCCCCCAAUCAGCUGCUGUCUUGCACAGUGCUCGUCACAUAGAGGAUGUUAAAUGUAGGAACUUCUGAGGACUUUCUUGGAUACACUGCAGGAAGUUUCAAUCAGUGCACAUUUUCCACGAAUGUCACACUUUUUAUUUUAUUAUUUUAAAGGAGAACAACCAUAAAUCGCAGCUUAAGCAGCUGCAGUUUGGUUUGCGCCCUUGCUUUCCUACCUGCGGUUAGUUUGACGCUGAGAUGUAGGAAUACUGUGGACAGGAGGCUUUUAUUGUGUCAGAUACCGGUAAUUAUGAAGGCGCCAGAAAUGCCGGCUGCACGGUGAUAGCAGAGCCACGCGGAUGAAAAAGAAGGAAAUACGUUUUUAUUCAUUUGCAAAGGUUGUUUGUGCCGCUGUUGGCUGGAGGAAAAAUUGAUGAGAAAUGGAAAUGAAUUUGGAACAAGCACUGAUAUCAAGUUCUCACUGAUGCAACGCAAGCUGGACCUCAACUUUUCCCAGCGUAGGUCAGAUAUUUGGAAAAAUUUCCAUCGCAGUUUGAGUAUCUGGCAAACCGACAGGGUAGACAGUAAUAUCAAAGGAAGGAUGAUACUUGACUAUUCUGGAUAACAGCGACUGCCUCUCAAAUUCUCGCUAGAAGGUUUGAAGAUUGGGUGUAUACCCAACCUUAAGAGUGACGUCUGGUGUUAAAGACCGCACACACACUAACACACACGAAAGUGAAACUUUGGAAGGCCUUUUGGAGUUCUAACAAGCCUCUGUUGUUUUCUGUUAUGGUUUUCCAUCAAACCUUCAUCCUGUCUUUCCCCGUCUCUCUUGCUGUCUUUUUGUCCCACCUCUCUGUCUGUCUGUCUGUCUGUCUGAGCUGAUGCUGGUUUACACUCUCCCUCUCUGCAUGGCAUGUUGUUUCCAGUGAGCCCACAUGCUGUAUGCCAGUAUCUGCAUCAUCAAAAAAAAAGGAGCUGCUGUGCCAAAACAAAGCGCUGAAUAUGGCGGGAUAGACGGUUUACCGUUUCCCUUUGUUAUUUGUUUUGUUUUUAUUGUUCUUUUAGACGUGAACUUUUGCAGGGGUGUCGAUGAGGUGUAAUGGAGUGUGCACAAGAAAUGGGGAUCAAAACAAGCUGUAGAAGUACGGUAGAUAGUUGGAAAGUGCUCAGAAGAGCAGAAACUGACUGAAAAGACGGAGAAUAGAAUGUAGAGUUAGGCCCGCGGUUUACCAAAGAGCUAAACAGGGUGUUAUUGUUCUUAAGGUCAUCCAGUUUAUUUGGAUGUCAGCUGUAUGUGGAUCAGUUUUGUGUUUUUGUUUGUUUGUUUGUUUGUUUGAAGCUGUCUGCCUGCUUGACAGUUUGGAUAGUGACAAAGCAGUUUUGACGCAAACCUCUGAAUUCAUUCGCACUGGCACGAGAGAGAGUGCGCACAGCGAGCGCUGCCAGGAAACGACAGAUUUUUAAGAGCUUUAAAGGUCGCCACCUGGCAGCAGUCAGCCAGCUGCUCUCUCCACUUAUCCUGUCAUUCUUUUUGUUUUUUUUGUGGGUUUUCAUUUUACUUUAUUUCUUUUUUUUUUUUUUAUAUAUACCUUUGAUGCCUCGUGAUUGUCCUUUAACAUCUUUUGUCCGUGCCACUGCCCCGUGAGGUGUGACUGGACUCUGACCUCAGCUGUGAGUGGAUGUGGAGAGGCGGGUGAUUACAGUACACAAAGCUCAAUUGCUGCAGCAGCCACAGAGAAAAAGGAAGCAUCCAAACCAAUUGCUUUUUUUUUUUCUCCACACUUCUGAUAUGUGAAAAUAGCACACAUCUGCCCAGUGGUGCACUGUGGAAGUGAAAAAGGCUUCCAAAUCAGUCCCAGACUUCUUUUUCUUUUUCUUUUUCAUGGAGUGGGGAUGGCAUUUUAAAGGAGACGCAUUAAGAAAAACACAAAGAGACGACACGGUAGAGUGAGUAAAUAUGUGGAAGGCCAAGUGAUGAGAGGUUCCAGGUGAAAUGUCUCAAUCUGAAAUAAACACUGUGGCUGAAGGCGGGAAGUUUGUGUCUGUGCAUCCGUAGCAGUUGCCGUCGGAGCGAAUAUUACAGCACGUUUCAUCACUGAAGCAGAUGUUGGAUGAUUUGCAGUGCAAUGCCAUUAACUGGGAUUUAUCCCAGGGACCUGAUCUCUUUUCUACAUCUGGGAGUUAACACAUACAACGUGUCAGCUGUAGGUGCAAUAUACAUACACAGAUUGUUACACACCCGAUCUGAACAACCACAACGGGGUCACGAUUCUGGGUUUGAAUCUGCUCUCAGGAAGUUUGCUUUUCUCUUCACUGUAACCCAGAGCCUCCCAUCUCACCUGAGCUGUGCCACAGAUAUCCUCAACUGCACUCUAGAGUCGCAACUCUUCCCGAUGCCUGGAGCUCCAGGGAUUAGAAACCCUGGUUUAAAUUCCAGGAAGUAAAACCACUGUAGUGUCAAAAGAAGAUCAAACUGUCUGGGUGCAGCCGCCACUGUCCGGUCACGGGUUAAACCUGUACAUUAAAAUAUGUAUUAGUAAAUCAGCAGCAUGGAGGCGGAUGUGCAGUGAAUGGGCCAAACUGAAUGCUUUUAACAUUUACUCACAUGCAUUUCAUGCAGGCACGUUUCAGCUACACUGGUGUAUUGAAUUGCUGCUUGUUUUUUUGUUUUUGUUUUUUUUAAAGUUAUUAAAUGGUUGACAGAGCAUAUGACGGUUAUGUCCUUUAGACUAUUUCCAUGGCGUUUUCCUAAAUUUGAAUUUUUCUUUAAUGGUUAGCUCGUUAGAAAAAAAAAUGGCAAAUUUGCCUUUUGUUUUUGGUUUUUUUUGUAAAUACAGAUACAUGAGGUCUUAUGGGGUGGUUCUUUUCCAUGUCACAUCAGGUUUUUACCCUUUUAUACACAUCUGUGUUGCAUAACUCUGCCCAGUGCUAAUGCCAAGCUGAAAUCCCAUUUUUGUUGUUACUGUUGUUGUGUUACUAUAGCCAGGAGCUCUUUGGUUAAAGCUGUAACUAGAAGCUGCUCUGUAUAUUCAUUUAGUGACAUUAGAGUUGAUUCAGGCCAUGAUUUUUUUCCCCUUGCUGGGAAGCAUUGGCUGGUUGACACCCAUGGUCUUUGUUUUGUUUUGUUUAUAUGACAUUCCCGGUUUUAUUGGCAUAAAUAUGCAAUGGUGCCUUCACAUCAACAAUAGAUCAGAUUACCAACUUGUUAUUCAGGGUCCUGCAAAUAUUACAGACAAGGGUGCAGUCUUAUCACAGCCUGCUGUUGUAUGUGUUAUUUAUUAGAACAGUUAAUAGAGCAGUACAACAGGCUUCUUGAUGUAAAAUAAAUUUGUCUGAAACUACUGUUGAAGGAAUAUAUAUUUAUGGAUGUCUUACCCAUACCACACAGAAGAUAUGCAGAUGACUCAGUGUUUUCCUGCUAAAAAUAUGUUUUAUAGCUUCAGAUUAAACUAAACUUCUGAAAUUUUAUAAGUGCCACAAUCCAGUGGGCCUCGCUACAUCCCAAAUACUCUUUGUACCUUUUUGCACAAGUUACUCUGUCACCAUGUUUCCGACUCGCUCUUUGGAUUAAUUCGAGGAGGCUGUUGCACUCAUCAGAUGAACAUAAUUUAAGGCCGACAUGGGACUAACCCUGUCUCGAUGAAAGAGUUAAUCACGCCAAAAAAAAAAGAUUUCAGUGUCAUUUCAGCAUAAGUUUGACUCAGGACAAGUGAUGUUGCAAUAUGGUGGUGUACUAUCAGUAACAUCGGGUUGGGUUUUCCCUAUCUAGACAUGCAAAGUUGUUGGAACGACAACAGCAGCAGGUUUAUGUGUACACGCCACAGUUAUCCACGGGUAUUUCUAUUCAAGGAAAUGUUAGAGACGCUUGAUAAGUAUGUUCCUUGUUUUCACCAGGAAAACAUUCUUCCACCUGCUGCCACUGUCAGAAACAUCUGCUGGUAAUAUUUGUUAUUGUUGCUCACUUAGCCAGGCACAAACACUGUUUUCUCCUGAACAUUUGCUUUAUUAACGGAGAAUAAAGUAAAGUAAGUCAAA